This is a messenger RNA of Cherax quadricarinatus, 4745 nucleotides long. Its product is annotated as meckelin. NCBI's taxonomy places the organism in Eukaryota, Metazoa, Arthropoda, Malacostraca, Decapoda, Parastacidae. The record is from RefSeq and is a predicted model, not a curated record. Gene Ontology annotation, biological process: cilium assembly. Gene Ontology annotation, cellular component: ciliary transition zone; MKS complex.
UCUGUGGGUGAGGAAUAAACUAUUCUAGUCAUCAUGCGUUUAGUUUGGAACACCAUUAUCACAAACCACAGGUUUUACAGAUGAUUUUCACGUAACCAAGGCAGCUGCUGAUGCUUGACAAUGUCUCUUUCAAGAAUCUCAGUCUUCCUGGUGUUUUAUUUCAUUCUCGGGUUUGCUACUGCUCGUAACCUUGAAUUUACGACGUUUUUUGACGACGAAUCUUGCUUUGAUGAUGAAUAUUUUGAUCAUAUGAGUCUUCAGUGUACAGCUUGUCCCGCUAAUCAAACUGCCGUGGAGGAUCCAUACACUUGUACAUGUGUACCUGGCUUCAAGGUUGUAGGUGAUGGACCUGACCUUAAAUGUGAACCUUGUCCUCCUUUACAAGUGACCUCCAGUGAUAAGAGAAGCUGUGUGCCUUGCUAUGAAUCCUUUUCCUUUAAUGACACGCUCAAGGAAUGCCAGCCAUGCUCUGAGUCUUACAUUAUAACCGAUAAAUCACUAAAUGGUACAAGUUUGGGUAGUAUGGAGUGUAUAGAAUGUACUAAUGAUACUGUUCCAGGUGAUCGAGUGUGUGUUCCGUGUCACACGUCCUUUUAUGCUGCUAGCGGUGGCUCGUGCAUGUGCCCCAAUACUCACGUUCAGCUUGGCGGCAUUUGUACGCCAUUGUCAGAUCUUGCAAAAAUCCCUGAUAAAAAGAGCUGCUACACUGUUAAAUAUGAGAAUGGGGAAAGUGUGCAGUCUUUAUUCUUUGAGAAAAACUAUAGAGUGGCUGCUCACUCUUGUGCCUUCAGUCAGAAUAAAUCAGCCUGUCAACUUUUGAGCAAUAUGUGCGUUCUUUUGCAUUAUGAUUUCAGUGAUGAAUUUAAUGCCUGUGAAUAUUAUAGAGAAAAAUUUGGAGACAAUUUUGUUAAUUUGCCUGAUUUUGUCCCAUGGUUAUAUUAUACUGAAGGAGAAGCAAAUGUGUAUCUUACUAAGAGUAGAUUAAAGACCCACUACAGCUUUAACAAAGAUAAUCCAAAUUCAAAGUUUAACUUUACCAUUGCAAAAUACUCUGCUGAAGGUCACUUUCUCAAGUAUGGAUUAUUAGAGGAUGUGUUAACUUUGUGCCCUUUAAUAGACUUUCAACUUCAUGCUGCUGUUCAAUUUGGAACAACAUUUUCUCAAAGUUGCUCCAUAAAUGUGAAAGAUUUAUGGAAUAAGUAUGCUACUGAGUUCUAUGAUGUAUUUUUACAAUAUUAUGAUGAUGAAGAACAUAUGAUUUAUGCCAUUCCAGUUCUUAAUAGAAACUAUAAAGAAGAUGACUCUUUAGUGAAUCGGCAGGAUCAGAAAAAGUGGCAGCUUACAAGGCGGUUUUUUCUGUUUGAUAACAUAAGUGGAAAAGAGAGCCUCUCUCCAAAUACUAAGGAUAAAAAGAAAAGAGCCAGAGUAGUUCGAUAUGCUCAGAGCAUUGAAAUAAUUGUCCAACUCCGUGAAGGGGAGGGAGACGGCUUAAUUUAUCCACCUCUGAUUAAAAUAACAUAUGGUGAAAUUGGAGAUGAGGAUUAUGAGUCCAAUAAAAUGGUGGAGACCAAUCUAAAAGUAUUGUAUACCAUGAAUUUUUCAAAAAUCCGUGAGGAUAUAUCUAUAGCUGUGGGUGUUGUGAGUGCCUUUGCUACUGUAUGGUCGCUGAUAGGAGCAUGGAGGUGGUCACGCCGUUGUGGUAAAGCAGGUUUAGAUUUGCCCACCAUAUUGAACUUUCUUGUAAUUGUAUGUGGAAAUCUUUCUAAUGUAUUCUUUUUGGUGAUGUUUUUUGCGUGUUUUUACUUGACUAUUUUUUUUAAAAGGCAGGAUGUGGUUCAUUUAUUUAUCUUGAUUGACAGCCAGGAAACACUUAUUAAACAGAUCCUUACAGCUGCGUGCUUUCUAAAACUGGUCCAAGUUAUUCACAUAGUUUAUGUUCAAGUUACUCUUGACAUGUUCAUCAUUGAUUGGGAACAACCAAGGGCAAAAAACUCCAUUCCUCAUCCACAACUGUUAAACAGUCCAGAAGAGGAGGAAAAAUUGAAAGGGGAGCAGCCAAUAAGUAUUUGGAGAACCUAUUUCAUUGCAAAUGAAUGGAAUGAACUCCAGACUUACAGAAAAAUAGAUUUAGGAUGCCAGUUGUUCUUGACACUCUUAUUUUUAAAAGUAAUUGGAUUUGAAAAUCUGGCUGCUGCUGAUCCUAACAGUAGUUUAUCUGUUAACAAUGGGAACUACAAUUCUCCCCAGAGUUAUGUGUGUAGAUUUGCUAUCAGUAUGUCAGUUUAUGUCAUUAUUGUUGCCGUGCAGUGGAUCUUUAGGGUUGUUUUCUAUGAACGCUAUGUUGAUAACAAGCUUCAGCAGAUUAUUGAUCUCUGUUCAAUUGCUAACAUAAGUAUAUUUAUUCUCGAGCACAAAAUGUAUGGUUAUUACAUUCAUGGUCGUUCUGCUCAUGGUUAUGCCGAUGUUGAUAUGCAGUGUAUUUAUGAACAAAUGAAACGAGAAGAAGAAGAUUUAUGUGGCCAUCGAGGUCUCGAACCUUCUAGCGAGUGUCAGACAUUUGAGGUAUCUAUUACUUACAAAUUUAGAGAGCAGUACGACACCAUUUUGCAGCCUGUACGUGGAUUUGCAGGGAUUAGAAACCCAGGAGGCCGGGGCAAAAUGAGAUCUGUAGAGAUGGAGCAAAGUUUCCAGGCACAUGAAACUAUGAAAAGAUUUUUUGGCAUGUUUCUUCAACAUGCUCUUAAAGAUUUAGAUUAUAUUGUCAAGGAAAAGUUCUUUCUGGAAAGUAUUUUGGAUGUCGAGUUUCAACAGGCUGAUGACAGAUGUGUCUUUUUUAGGGAUAAUAAUCAUGCUUUCGAUCGAGUUCUGUUUUAUGGACAUGAAAUAUCAUUCAUUUUGUUUGAAAUGCUACUUUUUACAUUUGUUGAUGUAGUUGCUUAUGAUUUUGUGCUGGCAGCAUUAGUGACUUAUAUAUUUUCAUAUUUGAUGAAAAAGGUCCGCAAUACAGGAGGGCGAAAAAAUGUGGUGCACAAAACCCUAGUUGAUCAGAGAUUUUUAAUUUAGUAAUGAUGUUGAAAAUUAGUCAAAAUAUUGUGUUGUAUUGAGCAGAAAAUGUGCAAAAUCCUUAAAAAUAUCUAAUUCAGUGGACCCCGGUUUACGAUAUUUUUUCAUUCCAGAAGUAUGUUCAGGUGCCAGUACUGACCGAAUUUGUUCCCAUAAGGAAUAUUGUGAAUUAGAUUAGUCCAUUUCAGACCCCCAAACAUACAUGUACAAACGCACUUACAUAAAUACACUUACAUAAUUGGUCGCUUUGGGAGGUGAUCGUAAAGCGGGGGUCCACUGUCUACUUGAUCUCAUACCUAUUUAGUUCAUAUCUUAGACACUAAUACCCAUGCAGCUUCUAUGAAAUUAAUCUUCAAGUUUUCACUUAGUCUUGAUAUCUGUUCAAUACAUAAGCAACAUUUCAGAGUCAUUAAUAUAAUGAAAAUAAAAAAAAUAAUGUUAGGACACUAAGUUAAAUUUACACUUUGUCUCAUUUUUCGAACCAUAUCAUGUUACAGUAAGAUGUUUUUUAAUCUUAUGACUAACCAUACCAUUGUCACCUGUAUAUUUAUAUAUACACAGGUUUGAACUGUGGACAGUGUAUGUACAGCUCACUUAGUCAUAUUAAGCACCUUUGGGUGGGGCCAGUAUUGGGUGGGUUACCAUGUAGACAAAGUCCUGACUUGGGCUCAGAGAAUCUCAGUAAGCACCAUGCUUCUUGUACAUCACAGGGAAAGACCAUCCCAUAUGACAAAAAAUGAUAUCUUUGAUAAGAUUAGUGGGAGCUUGAGAUUUUCUGCAUAGUUAUUUUAAUUUUUGUAGCUGUACAGUACCUGUACUGUAUAUUGAACCAGAAUUCAUAGUUAAUUUUUUUUAUGUCGCAGUGUAUAUUACACUAAACAGAGAUGAUGUAUACUGUAUGCACUUUACUGUGCUGAACCUCAUACUCUAAGCAAACCAGCAUGAAUAAUGUCAAAUUGCUCUAUAACAAUAUUGGUUUUCAGCUUCAUGGAAAACUGCAUCUUAAGACUAUGCUUCAGUGUUGGCUUAGUCUUUUUUUGUUAUUCUGGUCUCAAGUGCACCAGAAUAAUCUGCAAACAUGAAAAUAAAAAUGUAUGAUAAAUAUAAAAAUGAAAUAGGGGCAGUGUUCCAUCCAGUGUGCAUGAAAAUCAGAGUACCUUAGCACUUAAUACAUUUUUGUUUGCUUGGGAUAAGAUAUUUUUGUAAUACACGUAUACAGUAUUUGUAAAGAUUUUUUUCCGACAAACACAUUUAAAGGUAAAUAAUUAGGAACAUCUUUGUACAUUCCAUAUAGCAAAUUUCAUUGUUUUCAUUAUAGCCUAAAAGAAUUGUAUGGUACUAUGAAACAGCUGUUUUCAUCUCUAUCUUACGAUCAUUUUGACCUUUGCAAGAUUACAUUAAUCUAGCAUUACUGUACUGUGACAUCUUGCUUUUGUAAGAUGUGCAUUAUUUAGCUAAAUUGAAAUUUACAUCUCCCUUCCCAUGUAUAGUUCACUUCAAUUUAUUAUAAUUGUUACAAAAUAAAUACAUUAAUCAUAAGAGUUUUGGAAUUGUAUGAAAUAGAUUCCUAGCAUCAUAAAAUAAAUUUGUAUGUAGCAUUUAAUGGUAAUAUGGUAAUUGAUUGUAAUGUCAUCAUUGUUGUAUUAUAAUUGCAAAAUUGUAUAGUGAAUGCAUUUCUGUUU